Messenger RNA from Mugil cephalus (flathead mullet), 12936 nucleotides. It is a transcript of the gene onecut2, whose product is annotated as one cut homeobox 2. Gene Ontology annotation, molecular function: RNA polymerase II cis-regulatory region sequence-specific DNA binding; DNA-binding transcription factor activity, RNA polymerase II-specific. Gene Ontology annotation, biological process: regulation of transcription by RNA polymerase II. The record is from RefSeq and is a predicted model, not a curated record. The transcript has 2 exons. The coding region runs from base 352 to 1869 and encodes 505 amino acids. NCBI's taxonomy places the organism in Eukaryota, Metazoa, Chordata, Actinopteri, Mugiliformes, Mugilidae. Gene Ontology annotation, cellular component: nucleus.
CAGCUCCCGUCAGAGGAGCAGAGUAACGCAGGAGGAGGAGAGGGCUGGAUAUGGGGGUUCCACCGCACAGGCCCGUACGAUCGAGAUAAAAAAAAAAAAAAUAAUAAAUUAAAAAAAAAAAAAAAAAAAAAACGAAAAAACACUUUUUCAUGUGCGUCUACCGGGGAAAACACACAAAGACAGCGAGCUGGAGAGGCCCUAAGAGGACGGGAAAACAACCGAGGGAGUGAAGGAAGAGGGGGAAUACGGCUACUGACCCAUCCCGGAGCAUCACGGGAGAAGCGGCGAGAGAAAGGAGGAGAAGAAGGAGAGAUAAUUCCGCUCGACCUGAUGGACUGAGAGGACAGAUGAAUGAAGACUGCCUACACUAACGCCUAUAGAUGCCUGGCCAAGGACCUGGACGUUUAUGCCAUGAACACGGACAUGACAAUGGAUGGCAUUGGCAGCCUGCAUGGCGGGGUGGCGGUGAGCUCCGUGGCCCCUGAUGCGGAGCUGAUGAGCGGCCACAGCCCGCACCACGGCCGCGGAGGCUCGUCCGUGGCGGGGGGACCGGGGGCGGCGGCGGCGGCUGCUGCGGCGGCGGCGUCCACCCUGCGGAUACACCAGGACCUGGCCGCCGCCGCCGCCUCAUCCCGCUCCGCCAUGGUGCCCGGCAUGGCCACGAUACUGGACGGCAGCGGGGAGUACCGUCCGGAGUUGUCCCUGCCGCUGCACCACGCCAUGAGCGUGCCCUGCGACACGUCCUCUCCCGGGAUGGGGAUGAGCGGCACUUACACCACCUUAACCCCGCUGCAGCCGCUGCCUCCCAUCUCCACCGUGUCGGACAAGUUUCACCAUCACCACCAUCACCACCACCACCAGCGGCUCUCCGGGAAUGUCAGCGGGAGCUUCACUCUGAUGCGGGACGAGCGAGGACUACCGGGCAUGAACAACAUUUACAGCCCCUACCACAAGGACCACAUCUCCGGGAUGGGUCAGAGUCUGUCUCCGGUGCUGGGCAACGGCCUGGGCUCCAUCCACAACACCCAACAGGGUCUCCACAAUUACGGCACCACGACGCACGGGAGCCACGACAAGAUGCUGAACUUCGACGCGCACCACACCGCGUCCAUGCUUGCCAGAGGGGACCACCAUCAGCACCGAGGCCUCGGUGGCCCGGCAGCCGGGAUGAUGCCACACCUGAACGGGAUGCACCACCCGGGGCACCCGGCUGCGUCCUCGGCGGGCCACCACCCCCACUCCCACCUCCAGUCUCCAUCCCACGGGCCCGUGUUGGCUUCCAGCCGGGAAAGACCGCCCUCCUCCUCUGGGACGCAAGGGGGGAACAGCUCGGGACAGCUGGAAGAAAUCAACACCAAAGAGGUCGCGCAGAGGAUCACGGCGGAGCUGAAAAGGUACAGCAUCCCCCAGGCCAUCUUCGCCCAGAGGGUGCUGUGCCGCUCCCAAGGGACCCUUUCAGACCUGCUGCGGAACCCCAAACCCUGGAGUAAACUAAAGUCAGGCCGGGAGACCUUCAGGAGGAUGUGGAAGUGGCUGCAGGAGCCCGAGUUUCAGAGGAUGUCGGCCCUCAGACUGGCAGCAUGCAAAAGGAAGGAGCAAGACACGGCGAAGGACCGCAACAACACACCAAAGAAGUCGCGGCUGGUCUUCACAGACCUGCAGCGGCGCACCCUGUUGGCCAUCUUCAAGGAGAACAAGCGACCGUCCAAAGAGAUGCAGCUCACCAUCUCGCAGCAGCUGGGCCUCGAACUCACCACCGUCAGCAACUUCUUCAUGAACGCCCGCCGUCGAAGCCUGGACAAAUGGACAGACGACGGAGCCAGCCCCGGCACCCAAUCUUCAGCGUCCAGCACUUGUACCAAAGCGUGAUAAAAGAUAGCAAGGAGGAUCUAGGGGAAGGGAGUUGACAGGGAUGGGGGCGUUUGGGUGGGGUGGGUUGUUACGAUGGAGAUACUGGGAGGGAUGUGGGGGUUGAUGACGCGGGUCGAGGUUUCAUCCGGUCGAAGCGAGGCGGAAAACCAAACUUUUUACAUAAUUUUCGUUUGUCUGUUUUGCUUUCGUUGAGAGUGACAAACUGAGAGAGGGGCUGCUUACUGUCACGACUUGUUGUAGCCAAACCGCCUUUUUUCAAAUUCAUUACAAAUCCAUUAAGAAGCUUAAGGGUAAACUCACAUUUAAAAUACACAAACCUCACUGGGAGAAAUCUUUGAAUCAUAGACUUUCACUGCUCCUUCACGACAAUAAGCUGACAAACUAGCCCAAAUACCAAAGACUAGAAGACUAUGUUUUCUAUUAUGCAAUAUAAGCUAGGAACCAACCAAACAACAAACCAAGGAAAGCUUUGUAACUAUAGAAUAUGAUACAAACUCUGGGUAUUUUCACCCUUAAAUGUCCAAAGACCACAAUGACACGAUAGUUUGGGGAUCUCAUUCUGAAAUGAGAUUUUCCGAAGCUGCACAGCAAAAUUCAAAAAGGUGUCAAAGCUGAGAUAUAAAAGGUCAGUUAGGACAUCUGAGACUGAGUCCAAAUUUUUUUGUUUAACCAAACCAAAUAGAUUAAAGACCAUAAGGAGAAGGAAGAUGAAGACUGAGCGUCAAAAUUUCUUCAUUCAUUCUUGACCUCGAAAGUAGUAGCUUGACAGAUGAGUCUCAACAUAAAGUGUUUAUAUUACCAACUUCCAGCUGGAUUUUGUCAGUCAAAAAUACAAUAAAUAAUUAUUGGACUCAUUGAAGUCCAGAUCACUUCUACUAAAAUGUGUUCAUUCGGCUGUGUAGUCUUUGCAUUUCCUCCCCAAAUCAGAACCGCUUUGGGUAUCAGAGUUGGUUUUUAAAUUGUUCUAUGGUUCUUGAUCUAAAAAAAAAAAUAUGACAACGGAUAUAUUUAUUUAUUUUGUUUAAAUAUCCAUGAUACAUGAUUAACUCUCGCAAGACACAACUUACCAAAGCUCACUUAACUAAAAAUGCAACAUAAUUUGACUCUUUAAAGGGGACAGUGAUGAUAUGUUAGCGAAUGGCAAAAUAUGCAAGCACAAACACACACUCAAACACACAAACACGUACACGAACAUUCACAGAGGCACAUGCAACUUCCUCAUCAUUUGAGCCGACAUAGAACUGCAAGCUUUGUCAGCAUACUUAGCGUUCAGUGUUAGUGUAUUAUAUAUGAAUAUAUACAAUGUAUGUGAGCACAAUCUUGAAGCACAUUUUCUUUGCAAUAGAACCGGGGCUCUCUGCCAAGCCGAGUGGUCUUCACAUCUUAGAAAAACUCAGGAUGCCAUUUUUUCUAAACAGUGGCUGAAAUCCAUUCGGCAUCUGUCGUUCCACACUGUAAUGUAUGAAUGUAAAAACACAGAUGUACACACACACUCACACAUUGACAACAAAUACACUUGCUUUAUGGGAACACCACAGCUUUAAAGAGUCAUUUCCCAAACACUUGCCAGAAUUCCCACUCUGACCAAAUCUAAGUUCAAGUUUACCCUGGUUUCACCCACCAAUCAUUUGUACCAAUGGUAACUCAUCUAUGAGGGCAGAGCUUUACACAAAGCAUCUUAGCAUUGGCACAGUCUGGGUUCACAGUUAGACCAAACAUGACCAAAUGAAAUUUUCAUUUUUAGUCCAAAAGUUUUGACCCAGAUGUUCCACGAUAUAUAUAAGGCCAUAGUUAAUGAUCAAGGUCCCUAAAACACUAAAUUUGUUCAGACACUUCAGAACCCUAGCAUUCAGACGUCAGCAACGUUGGGAUUAGCUCAACACCACAUUAUCUUGUGUCCUGUGUCUGGACUCUCAAUAAACCAGCAGAAGCCACUGGUUUCUUAGUGUGCUCACAACUGGUUUCUCAAGAACAUCUUUGGUAGGCCUUAUAAUGAUAAAGUCUACCAAAACUGUCAGAUACAGCCAGAAAGACAGUUCUGUUGGAAGUUCAUGACCUUUACCGAAACAAAUAUACAAAAAUUAACAAAAACUCCCCAUGUCCAGGACUAAAUUCAUGAUUUCCUGCUUUACGAAUCUGUUGUUCCCUUUGAAUGUAAAUCCAGUUGUGAAGCUAGGAUGCUUUUUGGAAGACUCAAGGUACCAUCACAGAGACUCAAAACAAACCACCAACAAACCACAAACCUCCAUUUCACUGACACAACAGCAAAACCAGCUAACCAUCUGAGCCCGUGGAGGACGAACUGUCCAGGCGGAUCAGGGCCUUUGUAAUAGUUAAAGAGGACAAUCUAAAGACGAUGCCUGGCAAGUCCGUCUCAUCCGGAGGGUCAGUGGACUGGAAAACACAGGCCUUAACCCUGCAAACAAAUCAUUUCAACAGAGUCAUGAACCUCAUCAACACGUGUUAAUUCAUUACAAUGGACAGAUGUCAUUUUCCACUUUGAAAUGAGCUUUACUUCCUUAUUGAAAGUGGAGAGAUCAGCUGCAUGUCCAAAUCAGAUUUUGAAGACGAAUCUUAAGGCGAAAAUACAAUUUGUCCUCAGUGUAGGAGAGUUGGAUGCUUGGGAAGCAGGAUGGGAAGUCAACAGACAAAUCGACUGAAAGACACAAAAUCCCUCAACACCUAUUGAUUUUUAAUGUGAUACUGUCACACUGUACAGCAUUUACACAUGAUGUAAAUAUUACCACACCCAGAGAACCUCAGCCACCAUCACCUCCAGCUCUGUUUUAGCAGCCUUUACCAUCCACAGUCACCUCAUCAAUCAUCUUUCUAGCUAUCAAACCAAAAAAGAAACAAAACCAAAGGAAAGGCGUCAGUCAGCAGCCCCUACUCCUUAGAAACCCCAGGCUGAGUCUCAGCCUGGUUAGAGACAAGCCAAAGGCUUUAAGUACGAUUUAAAAAAAAAAAAAAAAAAAAAAAAAAAAAAUGGACACUUGAGACUUUUUCUAUUUAUUGACAAAUCGAAACCAAAGAAAACCUUUUUCUGCACCUAACUGUUCCAACUAACGGAAAACGGAACUUACUGAAGAUGGAAGAGAAUUAUUACCAAAAAAAGAAAAAAAAAACAAAAAAAGAGUGGUGGCGAUGAUGUCGAGGAAGGCGAUGACGAGGAGAUGAAGGGAGGAUAGAAGGAAGGAUGACAUCAUGGGAGUGGAGAAGUAGCUUUGUUCUGCCUGAUGUUGUGUCAGGCUAUCUUUAAGGGGAAGCAAGUUGGGGACUGAAAAGGGUAAAAAAAACACACGGGAAGGAGGGAAGGAUCCAAACGGACGACGCCGUAGACCAUUUUCUUCCCUCUGGCUCCAGGAUAAGGCAGAACAUUAAUGUGUCUCUCACGGUUGAAGAGUGUCUUUAACGUGUGCCUAUGCAGUUUUUCAAAGUUAAAAAAAUGGUUAAAAGAACAACAGAAACCUCAUCAGCUAACAAACCAAAGAUUCACCGUUAACUCCAGUAGCAGUCCUCCUCCCCCCAAAAGGGAAAAUGUACACUUUGGUUAAUCAUGUACACACCUGCAGCAUGAUAUUGCUGGAAGUGGUGUCCUGUGUUUUUUUUUGUUUGUUUGUUUGUUUUUUGUUGUUUUGUUUUUCUACUAUUUCCAUUUAUUAUUCUACUUCAUCUGUUAUACAAUAUACUUCCUGGGUUAGCAUGUAGGCUAAUCAGGCUUGUUUGUCCUUCAACCUUCUAAUGUGUAGCAUUCCUUUAUUGUGUUAGCCUUACUAAAGGGGACAAAUUUAGCCAAGAUAUUUCUUUCACAAUACUUGUAAUCUAGCUAGCAAUUUUCCAUAGAGCUAAAACAGAUCCAUUUUUAAUUUUUGAUGGGUAGGGUUGUUCCUUCAGCAUGGCAUCAUGAAACCUCCUCCACACCCACAAAUCUGACCACAAACUUCGGAGCAUAAAGAGAUGAAAAAUGGUUUGGAAAAAAUCCAAAGCUUCUCAUUUGUCCUUCCACAAUCUACCUCCAACAAUCUCUAGCAGAGAAAACAAAAGCUGCCAGACAAAAGCACAGGGACUGGUGUUUGAGCUUGUGAGUCAGCAUCCAGAGACAUUCGCUUCCUUCUUUCAUCUUAGCUUCUGGGUUAUUCAGGCUCACAGUUUCACGUUAAAACUGGCUGUUGUCCGGCACGCUUCCUGCUGCAGAGAGAGUGACAGUGUUAAUGCUACUGGAUAUGUACAGAACAUACCAAAGAUUUUCUGCUGUACUAACAGUAGCGCACUGACACGUUUUCUUACUUUUUUUCAUAUCCAGUCCCUUUUGAUCCAUCUGUUUCUUUGUCAUAAACACAUUUUUACGUUUGAACCCAAACCCAACAGCUAAACAAGUAAGAGGCAAGGCUGGUUUAGGUUAGAUUUGGACUGCUUACCAAAUUGGGUGUAAUGUAUUUGAAAUAAAAUAAAAUAAAAUAAAAUAUCAAGCAAGCAAAAGGUACGAGAUUUUAUAUGAACUGGACCACAGGGAAACUGAAAUUGGUUGUGGUUGUGUAACCACUACAGAAAUGCAUGGAUUAGAGUCAACCCAAGGAGUCAGUCUAGUUGGGUUUUAGUUAAACAAAGAAAGCACUGGUGGCUUGGGUAUAAAUGGAAGGUGAACAGCAAUUAUUUAAGUAUCUGUAAUCACAGCACAGUUUGUCAUAGCCCACAUUGCCAUGCUGGAGGAACGUCGUCACAAGGGGAGUGACGGCGGGAGAUGCUAACUGUCCGUAGCAAAGACAACCCGCGCUAGCCUGUUCUUUAGGGGGGAGGAACUAUGCUGCUGCUCCAUGUAAAAGACAACAAUAAAUGAACCAAAACCAAAAAACACAACACCUGCUGAGAGAAACUGCUAAAAUAUCGGUCAAAUAGCUUUAUCCUUAGUUUUCUCUCUGUAUUUCUGUAUGUAAAGCUUAUAGUCCAAAGAAAUCCUCCGCCCACCUGACCCUGCUGUCCUGUUGGCUACGCCCAACGGAGGGGCGUGGCCCUUGGCUCAGGGGGCGGUGGCCAUUUUCCAUUACCACUUGCAGUUCUGUCUGGAUGUAAUACAGGCUAAACCUGCCAAACCAAAAAAAAAGGAAAAAGGAGAGAAAAGAAAAUAAGAACAGUAUGAAACCAAAAACCAUCCCAAAGAGGUUUUCAUUGCUUGUUUGUUUUGAGUACUUAUUAAUGAUUUGCCAAUUACUAUUACUACCACUAUGUUCCUUUCUAGGUUUUUGCAAUAUGUGAUUUUUAAAAAAUUUUAUUUAAUGUAAUUUCUGUUUUCUUUUUAAUUGUGAAUUAAUUUAAGCGAACAAUUUUUGUUGCCAAAUCUCCCUCUGAACCCUUUUCCCCUUGAUGGUGAUUAGCUUUGCCAAAGUUUACAUUGUAUGUUCCCUUUUCUUUCUGUUCUAUGCUGUAUUUAUUUAUGAGGUGUUUUAGAACACACUAGUUUUGUACUUAAUAAUAAUUUAAUGUUAUUUAAUUAGAUGUAAUUGUUUUCGAUGAAUAUUUAUGAGUAUUUAAAGAUGUUAGUUGCAUCAAAGAUGCAGUGCUUACGCCAGGCCUGUUAAUUUAUUCUUAGUUAGCUUUACUUUAAAAAGCAAAUACAAUGUUGUGUUAUGAAUGUUUAGACUUAAUGACAGAACAAUGUAGGAAUGUCAGAUUAGACUUGUGUACUUCUGAAUGUCAACACUCUGUCACUCUUUAGCCAAUCUAGGUUUUCGUCCUGAAAUGAUUUCCCGCCCCCCUCCCCCCCUUUUUUUUGAAAAUGAAAACAAUCUCUUUAUGCCAAAUAAUAGCCUACUGAAUGAUGAGCACUGCAUCUGUUUUUCUUUUCCCCUUUGUGAUUUGAAUUGCUAAUUUAUUGCUUAUUUUGCCUUUGAUUCGUUUGCAACCUGCUGACCAUUGUUGAACAAGCAAUGAAUUUCAGACUGAUGUUCUGGUGACACGUACUUGAUCAGAUGAAGUAAGGGCCACGCGUUGAUAUAAACUGACUCACCAAAGAUGACUGGAAUCCUUGAGAGGCCAAUAAACUGUGUGUGUUUGCAUCCACGCAGCUCAUGCCCUGGUAAAUGUCUUACUUGUACAUUUAUGUAGUAUGAUCACAUAUAUACCCUAUGCCCCAUGAACACUACAUGAAAGUAUGCUCUUUGUGGUCUAUUGUAGCCCACAGAGAUAUAUGGACAUUUGGUGAUUAUCUUAGACAUGCUAACAAAUGUAUCAGAAACGGGUUAGUUUCUGUGCACAACCUAAAGUAUUCAGUUAUAUUGUCAUGAGCUGGUCAAACUGAAUAAUUAUUUUGAGAUCCUGAGCGAAUAAUCCAUACACUUCUGUAAACUUUCAACCCAAAGCACGACAUUGUUUUUCUCUGUUGACACGGAGCUAAGUUCAGUGUGCGACUGCGUGAAUGAAAACACACCGACUUGUUUCAAAGAAAGAAAAAAACUGAGGAGUCCCUUAAAGCUAGCUGCUUCCAAGACUGACUUUGUGUGUGUGUAUAAAGAAGAAAAAAAAAAAAAAACUUUCUAUUUCAGUAGUGAGAACCAGAGAGGCUACCUCACUGACUUUCCAUUUGUCCUUUUAAUCGUAUUGAUGAAACCAAAGAAACCAAAGAUUUGUUUCCUCUUCGGUACGGUCUGCGCUCAGCUCCAUGCUUUUGUUUUUUCUCUUUCUUAAUGAUUAUGCCGCAUAUUCUACAACUUCUUUGCCCUCACCUUUUCUCUUUCUCCCCUGCUUCUCUUUCCUCCUCACAUUGCCUCCUCUUCUCCUCAGAAAGAAUAAGUGUGAGGGAAGAGGUGGAUGUAACCAAAGGCCAGGCUGGAUGCAGAAUAUCAGGGAGUACAGGAAGACGUUUAGAUGAUUUUUGCCUUUGUCUUGAGCCAGUUAAUUCGUGUGACAAGAAUUAGAAGCAAGUGCUAGUAUCAUUAAUUUAAUGUUCAGCUGUAAGUUAAACAACAAAAAGGUGACUGAAUAUUGAGAAGAGGUACCCCAAGCUUGAAAUUUUAAAAAUAGAAAUUGUUGAUGUUACACUGGGACUGUGAGUGGCAAAUUAACUGCUGACGAAUAAGUCAGCGCACUUCAAAUUACAUCGUUUGUAUGUCAAGCAUUAUAAGACCUUUUACACAAAGAUGCAAAAUGAUGUUUUGUACUGAGAUAGCUGCAGAUUUAUGGAAUUUGUGUGUUGGUCUUACCUUUAAUCAGUUUCUGAUGAUGGAGGACAGGACACAUCUUGUUUCUUAGUCCUGAGCAAGCUGCCGAGGUUGUUUUUAAUUAGAUGGCUGGUUCUUGCCAACUUUGAGCAGCAUAGCAACCGCUGCGAUGCAGCGCUGCUCUGGCGUUGUGCUGGAGUGGUAGGGAACCCUAACCAAACACUCGUCACACUUGAAACCAUUGAAGUCUAAUUCACAGAAGGCAUGUUAACAUCACUGAAUCCAAACAGAAACUUCCUUCCUGUCAUCAGUGUACACCCUACUGCCUCCUCGAAGUGAGAUAAGCUCAGACUGACAGUGCUAACAUUGUAACUGGUACCAUUUACCAUCUUUGUUCAGCGUGGCACUAAUCAUGAGGCAAACGGGGACCACUCUAAUCAUUUCCAGAUUUCCCAGUAUGAGCCAAGGAUGUAGAGCAGCUAAGUGACCAACCCAUACUUCAAAAAUCCAGCAUUUAACAUUGAGACAACAAAUGCCUCUGUGUUAAACUGCUUUAUUACUGACCUACUCACUUGUGUGUCAUUGUUACGAAUAACAAACACACAUUUAUUCUAAAAAAUGUACCCUGAACUGAUAUUUCAGUGCAAGACAUCAGCAAUAUCCCGAAAUGCAAAGAAGAAAAACCUCAUCAAUCAGGCGAAUUGAGUUUCUGGUGAACUGUUUGGUUUUGCUUGGCAGAUUAAACCCAUAUGUUCAGAAAACACAACACUGAGCUAAUCACACAGGCAUGGUUUGAAAAGCAAAGCAUGCUUAAGUUGGACAAGGGAGAACAGGAACUGGAAGGUGGCUGUUGUGUCCAUUAGCAUGAAAUAUGGUGCUAGUUCUGUUCUUGCAGCAAUGUUCAAGUAGGAUUAGACAUUUGUCUGUGUCAUUUGACUUCCCUUAAGCAUUUGGCUUAAAAAUCAUUCGGGGAAGCCAAAUGGCAGAGGAAAAGCUGUGCUUUUUUAUUUUAAUGUUUUUCAUUUUAGAUUUGAAGGUUUAAAUUCCUGCUGAUGCGCUUUGCUUUUCGAAACCAGGCCGCACUGUUGCAGAGGUCGCUUUCGUAGCAAAGUAUGAGAUAACCUUGGAUGAGUGCCUUGCUUGGACCAAAGCGAAGUCUAGACCUCUCUGUUGUGCUGUAAACUUUGUAUUCCUGUGAAAAAGAAAUACCUCAGCGCUGCCACCACCGCCACUUGGCUCGAGCGCCUGAGUUUGCUCUUUGGUUUCUUUGCAAUGCAAUCAAAGCAAAGGAGCCCAGAGUGAAUACCAAAGGCUCCUUGUUCUGUUUGACACUUUUCUCUUCGUAUUGUCUCCCUGUUUUUCUCUUUUCUGAGUUGGGUUUCCACACAUUAAUCUGGUUGCAGCUGCAUCCUGGAUAGAAUAUAAGAAGUGUUCAUAUUUGUUUCAAGCUAGUCUGACCCACACAAGGUUACUUUUCACUAAACUCAUUAUCCAAAGAAUAUUAAUCUUACUCUGAAACCAAUAAUCACCCAUCAACAAACCAAACUAUUCAGCCAGCUUUGGUGGAAAUGCAGCUCGCCCCCUCCCUCUGUCCUCCCUCUUCUCUCUUUUCAAAUGGUUACAAAGCUUUAAAUGAUGAAAAAACACAGAGACAAACUUGUGAGCGUUGUGCGCAGACCGUGCUCUCUUUACCAAACCGUUGCAGAUAUACCUCAUAGACACUAGUGUUAGGAUGAUGUUAUAAUAGCGUAUGUCAUAAAUUAUUCACUUGCUCUUCUUUUCUUUUGCUUUUAUUUUCUUUAACUGUAACUUUAAAACAAAACAAAUGUGGGGAAAAAAGCUUUAUACAUUUUUAAGUUGUGAUUUCUGUGAUAGUUAAAAAGGUGCGCUAAAACCAAAAAUGAAAAAUGCUUGUCUUCUUCUAUGCUCUCUUUCUUGUUGAUGUAUUACUGUUCUCUCUGUGUCCCAUCUACACAGGACUAUGGGAUGCAUCUUUUUUUCUUCUUUUUCCUCUGGUUCUUUUCAAGGGGUGAUUGUCCCCUAACAUGGAUGCUUUUCUGGGUUUGGGAUGCCAGAAUCGGCUGUUUCUACCCAGAAUAAUAGCAGUUAUUUUAAUCCAUAUUUUUGAUAAAUUCAACCAAACUUUGGUUUAUUUUAUUUCAUUUUUUUCUUUAGCUUAUUUUGGUGUUCUUCCUUUCCUGUGUUGUAAUGCUAGCAUCACUUUACAUAACCCAUACAGCAGUUCUAUAGUCCAGAUUUUAUGCAUGAGUAUAAUUACGAUUAGCUAGCCAUGUAAUGCAUUGUGAUUCUUAUUAGUAACAUUAUUACCAUCUUCUCAGUUCAUUUCCAACACUUGUAAACUGUACACACACAACUUUGUGUUGCAGCCAUGUGACCUUUGAGCUGCUGAUGUCAAACCUGAUGACUCCCAUUUAAAUUCGUUGUGGAGGGUGAUGAAUUAGCGCCAAAAGUGAUGAGAUAACUGAUGGUUUACAGGUCAAUGUGUCCGCUUGUCUGGACACUGUGCUGUCCUGUGACACUUAAAUGCAACAUUAAUGAACUGGACAUAUGAAAGCUUCUGAGUGAAACCUAAUUAAAGUUGCUCAGCAGCCACGAAUCAGCUCUAAUGCACUUUGUGUAUAACUUACUUUUGGAUGUUAAAGCUUUGGCAAACUUCACUUAAUCGGAACCCUUACAUAAAGAGGAGGGUAUUUCUUUCUUAAUUGAGCAGGUGAAUAUAGCCACAUGGUAACAUAAACUGACAUUUAAUGCAGAGGUCUGCAGCAAAAGCUCAAAUGCUGUCUUUAAACAACAAGAGUGAGAGAACAAAUAGGUUCAAGAACAAAUAUAUAUAUAAAAAACUUUUCAUUGGAUGUAAGUUUCUAAAGUGUUCAAUAAAUAAACACUUGAACAAUUUUGAGGCAAAGUUAAUCCAAUUGCAAUUCAAAUGACCGGCAGUAACUGAAUAACUUGCUGAAUAUGAUAAAGCUGCUUCAGUGGUUCAAACUUUCACAUAGUAAAUAUUAACUUAAUGAUCAACAGAUCUGACCAGUCUUAUGUUACUGUAUUAAAUUUAAAGCAGUAUUAAAGAAAACCAGAGCACUUCCAGUUUUACUUGUCUUCCAUUUCCAGUUAGCUUCCGAGCACAUCUCAACUUUACAAAUUCCAGAAAACAUACAGAAAGGCAUUAACAGUGGACACGUUUCCCCCUUGGCUUUUUUUCUUAUUAAAUAUAGAUACAUAUAUAUGAUAAAUAGGCUGGCCAUUAACCAAUGCUGAUAAGAAAAAGUCACUACUAGAAUUGUUGAAGUCCCAUAAAAUAUCUUUAAAACCUGCGUGCACAUAUUAAUAAAUGGUAUCUCCAAGAACUGCAUUUCCCAUGUACAUGUAGACAGAGUUCUAGCCAGGACUUACAUUUCAGUUCCAACAUCAGCAGCAUCGUCAGUAAGGUGCAAAGGUCAAAGUGGCCCAACCACGAUGUUGGGUUUAGAACAAAAUCACAAUCAGUCCCUUUUCUGAGUUAUUCUAGGUUCUGUAUUAGAAAAUUAUUUCAUCCUGUAAAAACUAUUGACCCAAUUAUCCAAUCACACACUCCCCUGCUAAAAGCUCACCGAACCCAAAACGAUAUUUUAGUUUACUGAUUAUUUUCUUCUGCUUCUUCUUCUUCUUUUUUUCCUGAUUUUGUUUUUGACAUUUGGUUGGAACAGAAAAAGAGAAGUGACUGCAAACCUGUGGUGUGGAAUAAAAUAAUGAUCAAACAGGAAGGAGAAAUUUGGAGAAUUAAUGUUGUUCCACUCUAUGUAUAAAAGAAGAAAAAAAACAAUAAAGACAUCACAAUGGUCUUAUCCAUGUAUAACUGAUUCUCCUGUUAUUUUUUCUGUAAUAAAAAUACAAUGAAAAUGAACCUUCA